Messenger RNA from Mangifera indica (mango), 2031 nucleotides. RefSeq lists its product as uncharacterized. Bases 33 to 1826 code for a protein of 597 amino acids. The record is from RefSeq and is a predicted model, not a curated record. Gene Ontology annotation, molecular function: protein binding. The transcript has a single exon. Lineage: Eukaryota; Viridiplantae; Streptophyta; Magnoliopsida; Sapindales; Anacardiaceae.
ACAGCCAUUCUAAAUUUCUGAUUCUCUCCCCCAUGGAAUCACAACACAAAAAGAUAAUCAAUAUACGAAGGAUGCCCCUAGAAAGAACUUGUUUUACCCCUUUUUGUUUUUUCUGCGCUAUGAAUGCGACAGUUCCAUCUCUUAGAAGAGCCAAAGUCGUCCAAUGUUUCAAACAAAUGCCUCUCACAGAUGACGAACAACAUGUUUUGGUCUUAAGUGGCCUCUUCAAUAUCGCCCUCAAUCAACCUGACGAUCCAGAGUUUCCAUCCCUUGGCAUAUUCAAAUGCAUGGCGAAGCUUAUCCUGAGAGGCAUAAAUGACAGAGAGUGGCUUCUUAGAGAUCAGAAUGUUUAUAUUCCAUACUAUGCAGCGCAUAUUAUCGGUUCAUAUACCAUGAACAAGGCUCAUUUCGCUGAAAAAGCGAUUAAAGCAGGUGUAGUUUUGCCAUUAAUGGAGCUCUUGAGAGGAAAGAUCAGUUGGGUGGAGCAACGAGUCGCAGUUCGUGCGCUGGUUCACCUUGCCAGCCAUGAAAAAACCUUUGAAGCUGUUGCUUUGCAUGAAGUAGAGAUCAUAGAAUUGGCUAAAGAAAUAGCUUGCAAUUGCUUUCAAGUGGUCUACGAAAAGUUUCUCAGACUGAAAGAGAAGAAAAGAGAGAGGUAUCACUGUGAUUUGCUGACAAAAGGGCUUGGAGGGUUGGAGUUAGAAAACAGAAAGGCUGAAGAAUGGGCUAGUCAACUUCAAUGUUGGUGUCUUCAUCUCUUGAAUUGUUUUGCAUUGAAAGAAAGGUCUCUCAAUCUCAUCUGCAGUAAAGAGUUCUUGAAAAUCGUGUGUAACAUGUGGGGCGGUUUAGCUAAUCAUACUUCACCUGCGGGCAUUGGGCUGAUAAGAACACUUUGUCACACCCAAAAAGGAAGAGAAAGUGUAGCCAGUUCGAAAAAAGUUAUAGAGAAUCUUUGCAAUGUGUCAAGAUCUUCAGAUGAUUGGCAGUACCUCGCCAUUGAUUCUCUUUUGCUGCUUCUCAAAGACCCAGUGACAAGAUACCAAGUUAUAGACACUGCAGCUUUGUUUCUUGUUGAUCUGGUUGAACUUAAAACCCUCAUAAAUGGACAAAGACUUGGGCAAGCAAUCACACAGACAAUCUUACAAGAUUACCAUAAAAUCAAAUAUGGUAACUUGAAGUUAAACAGCAAGAAAGCUGAAAGAGCAGUGGAGGAAGUUUGGGAUUUGAAGGUGGAAAGAAGAAAGAAGGAGAAGCUCAUGUCGGAAGAAGAGUUGAAAGAGAAACAACUUUUAGUGGGCAUGUUGAAACAAGAAGGCAACAAGGAGUUUUGGUCUGGGUGCAUUGAAAAGGCUGUGAAAAAGUACACAGAGGCUUUGGAUUCAUGCACAGUAGUAAAAAUGAGAAAAGAGAGGAUUGUUCUUUACAGCAAUAGAGCUCAGUGUCAUUUGUUGCUAAGAAAGGCAGAAGCCGCCAUUAGUGACACAACAAGAGCAAUAUGUUUAUCCAGAAGGGUGAGGUCUCAGAGGAAGAGUUUGUGGAGAAGAUCACAGGCCUACGAUAUGAAAGGAUUGAGCAAAGAGAGCUUGAUGGAUUGCUUGAAGUUCAUCAGUAGUCGCAUGCAAUCUAAACAUCGCAGUUCCAAGAGUCUCAAGAUCCCGUACUACGCGGCACUUAUGGUCAACAAGCAGAUGAAUGCCACGUGUCCUUUCAGCGGUGCCAAAUUUAUGAUGUAUAAUAGACAGAAAGAGAAAGUAGAACAAUCCAACGGACAAGAGCCAGACCAGGACGAGGUCAAAAAGAGUGCUAAAGGUAAGUCCAAAUUUUAGUUCGAGUUAAUAGAGUUUUGUCAAAUUCAAAGGCUCUGGUAAAGUACAUUGACGGAGGAUUCCUAUGAAGGUUUGCCCGCCAUUCUUACAAUAGAAGAAUUGUUGAAUGAGAAUGGAUGGAAAAGAAGAAAGCCCCAAAGGACAGGAAGACGAAGUUAAAAGGGUAUUAGAGUGGCUAAGGCACAAAAAUUACAAUAAAAUUCAG